AUGCUGUUGAAGAUUUCGUGUCUACUUAUUAUUUUGGUAAUCUGUCUGCAACAGAGUCAUUCGAGUAAGAGGAGAUGCCUUCAGCCUCUAAACGAGGGUACUGGAAAGGCCUAUCUGCGCAGUUGGUUCUACAACUCCACAGCCCAGAGAUGCCAAAGGUUCAUCUUCUUUGGCGGUGCGAGGAAUGGCAAUAACUUUAAUAUCCAAGCUCGGUGUCGCAAAAUUUGCCUAGCCCAAGUAGCUCUACCAAUUAAUUUUUCAUCCACUCAUGAUGGCGUUUAAAAAGAACAAAGAUUUGAAUCAAAUACAAAGUAAUAAAUGAGACUUAAAUAAGUUAAGGCAAGUCGGGCUAAUUGCAUUUUGUGUGAAA
Messenger RNA from Drosophila subpulchrella, 370 nucleotides. RefSeq names its product PI-actitoxin-Afv2a. The transcript is spliced from 2 exons. Gene Ontology annotation, molecular function: serine-type endopeptidase inhibitor activity. Lineage: Eukaryota; Metazoa; Arthropoda; Insecta; Diptera; Drosophilidae. The record is from RefSeq and is a predicted model, not a curated record. Bases 1 to 282 code for a protein of 93 amino acids.